GCCAAUUUAAAAAUAUAUAGCUAUCAAUACAGUUUUAUUGGCGUAGUAUUUCUUUUCCCUUUCGAUUUCAUUUAAGUAAUUACAGUUUUCGCACACGUGAGAAUUAGCCUUUGCUAUUUUGCUUACCGGAGAGAAUUGUUUUAAGAUGUCGUCAUUUACAUAAGUCAAUGUUACUAUGGAGUAAUGUUCAAGCGAGCCACGGUAUGAAUGACACGUGCUAGGUAGAAAUACGAUUUUCUUCAUGUGUAUAAUUCUAACCUAAAUGCGUAUUCCGGGGAAUGUGACUGGCAUUUCGAUGGAGUAAAACAAGGUCGAUUGGUUAGGAAGAGGAAUUGAAGCACAUCCUUUUUUAACGUAGCGGUUAGACGCAUCCUUCACAUAACCAUGUGCCAGAAAUUAAGUCUUGAAAUUAAGUAUCUCACUGAGCAACACCUCAACGGCUUCGAAAGUUAUAAAUAUAGCUCAGUGGAUACAAACCCUCUGAGUGUAUAUAUAAUGCAUCCAUUUUGGAACAAAGUAGUUCAGUAUUGUCCAAAGUGGGUUGCUCCAAAUGUAUUAACUUUUUUUGGAUUUCUUUUUACUGUUUUCAACUUUACAUUAUUUGCAUUUUAUGAUUAUUAUUUGUAUGCAUCAAGUGAUGAUAAACCACAGUAUCCUCCUAUACCAAGGUGGGUUUUUGCCUUAGGUGCAUUCAAUGUAUUUAUGGCAUACACUCUUGAUGGUAUUGAUGGUAAGCAAGCACGACGUACACAAACAUCCGGCCCUUUAGGAGAGCUGUUUGAUCAUGGUUUGGAUAGUUGGACAACAAUGCUUAUAAGUGUUUGUAUGUUUUCUGUAUUUGGUCGGACAGAACACAGUGUAUCUCCAUUAAGAAUGUAUUUCAUUUUGUGGAAUGUAUUUAUCACUUUCUAUUUGACUCAUUGGGAGAAAUAUAAUACAGGUGUACUGUUUCUUCCUUGGGGAUAUGACCUAUCUAUGGUAGGUACUAUAAUCGCUUUUAUUAUAUCUAGUAUAGGCGGGCAUAGAGUCUGGAAAAUUGUAUUUCCUGGUGGUAUAUCAGUAGGAGUAAUGUUUGAAAUAUUACUUUAUGUCACUGCAAUUGUAUUUAGUUUGCCAGUGGUUCUCUGGAAUAUAUAUAAAUCAUAUAGGGACAAGACUGGUAAAAUGCGAACAUUCCUGGACGCCAUAAGACCUCUAUUGCCUUUAGCAAUACUUUUCACGAUUUCAACAAUUUGGGUAGUACAUUCGCCUAGUAAUAUCAUAGAGAAAGAUCCCAGAAUAAUUUUUUUAGUGAUUGGAACUAUUUUUUCAAACAUAUGUUGCCGUUUAAUUGUUUCACAAAUGAGCAAUAUCAAAUGUGAGCUGUUAUCAUGGAUAUUACUACCUAUAGCAAUUGCAACUUUUUUCUCAUUCAUCUUGCCUAGCAUAGAUCUGGUAUUUACAUAUAUUGUUGCUAUUAUAGCUUUAUUAGCACAUAUUCAUUAUGGGACAUGUGUGGUACGUCAAAUGUGUCGCCAUUUCCGUAUUCAUACAUUUCGUAUUAAAGAUCGUACAGACUGACUACUUGCCGACGAUACAUGUUAAAAACGAAGAAAUAUGAAUACAGAUAGUUGGAGAGUGCUAUGAACAAGUGAGUACAGAGCAGACAAAUAGAAAAAAAAAUAUGGAAUUAUAAUUGAUGACAAGAAGAAACAAAAAAGUCUCAUCUAUGAAUACUCAAAUAUUGGACAACAAAUAAUGACAAUUCAUUCGAGCAUGUAAUCGUCGCUGAUUAUAUAUCCAAACAGAGAGUACCUGUUAAGUAAUCUUAUUUAUUCAGUUGCAGAAGCAGACAUUUAAAUUUCAUGUUGCUGUGAUAUAGUUACAGAAUCAUUAAUAAUUUUUUUUGAUAUCUAUUUUUUUGAAUGCUCGAUUAACUUUAUGUAGUUAACACUUUCGCCUACAAUAUCGUGUGAGACUCGUGGUAUGGAAUUCCGGCUAAAUAUGAGUAUCACGAGUGAGUAAUGUGGUUUGUAGAUAAAUCUCAACGUAAACAACUCGGGUCAAGCUCGUGGUUCAUUUUCGUCGAUGUCUUUCCGUCUCAGUUACGUGUUAUUCUCAGCCAUGUUCGGACCAAGUGGCUCAACGUGUGACCGAUUGUGCUAUUGAUUAAUACACGCUGUUAGAGCUUAAAUAGUAAGGCAAGGGGUUAACUCUCAAAGUAGUUGCAUAGUUAAUUUCUGUAUUGUCUUUUUGUGUCCUGUUCGUAACUCUGACUAUGUACAGAGCAUUUA
This is a messenger RNA of Eufriesea mexicana, 2273 nucleotides long. Its product is annotated as ethanolaminephosphotransferase 1. NCBI's taxonomy places the organism in Eukaryota, Metazoa, Arthropoda, Insecta, Hymenoptera, Apidae. Gene Ontology annotation, molecular function: ethanolaminephosphotransferase activity. The record is from RefSeq and is a predicted model, not a curated record. Gene Ontology annotation, cellular component: Golgi apparatus; endoplasmic reticulum membrane. Gene Ontology annotation, biological process: phosphatidylethanolamine biosynthetic process. The transcript has 8 exons. The coding region runs from base 385 to 1560 and encodes 391 amino acids.